This is a messenger RNA of Xyrauchen texanus (razorback sucker), 3558 nucleotides long. RefSeq names its product engulfment and cell motility protein 1. Gene Ontology annotation, biological process: actin filament organization; cell motility. Lineage: Eukaryota; Metazoa; Chordata; Actinopteri; Cypriniformes; Catostomidae. The transcript has 23 exons. Gene Ontology annotation, cellular component: guanyl-nucleotide exchange factor complex; plasma membrane. The record is from RefSeq and is a predicted model, not a curated record. The coding region runs from base 208 to 2430 and encodes 740 amino acids.
UUCUGUGAAGUAGUUUAAAAAAUAGAGUUCUAGUAUUAAUUUUGGAGUCUUUUGUUGAUGACUUGUAUGCGUGGAUAAGCAGCAUACUGUACUGCUGAAGAGUAACCGGCUUACAGUGGAGGAAACACAACUUAUUUGACCAGGAGGUUUCUGGCUUGGAUGAGAGCCAGGCAGCAGUAAGAGGCCGCACCCUCCAUCAGCGCAGUCAUGCCGCCCCCAGCAGACAUCGUGAAGGUGGCCAUCGAGUGGCCGGGGGCCUUUCCCAAACUCAUGGAGAUAGACCAGAAAAAGCCUCUCUCAGCCAUAAUUAAAGAAGUCUGUGAGGGGUGGAACUUGCCGAACCCUGAAACCUAUGCCCUACAGAACGCAGACUCCACCAAUUUCUACAUCACUGAAAAGAAUCGCAACAACAUCAAAAACGGCUCCAUCCUGCGGCUUACUACAUCUGCUGCCCAGAUGGCCCAGCAGCUCCACGAGCGUAUCCAGUCCUCCAGCAUGGACAUGAAGCUGGAUGCUCUAAAGGAUCUGGCCAACUCUUCACGAGACAUCACCUUCGCUCAGGAGUUCAUCAACCUCGACGGCAUCUCGCUGCUCACACAGAUGGUGGAGAGUGGCACAGAACGGUAUCAGAAACUACAGAAGAUAAUGAAGCCCUGCUUUGGUGACCUGCUUUCCUUUACACUGACCGCCUUCGUGGAGCUUAUGGAUCAUGGCAUCGUAUCUUGGGACACCUUCUCUGUGGCAUUCAUCAAAAAGAUCGCCAGUUAUGUCUGCAAGUCUGCCAUGGACACUGCUGUGCUCCAGAGGUCUCUGGCUAUCCUGGAAUCUAUGGUGCUCAACAGUCAAGAUCUCUACCAGAAGGUUGCUCAAGAAAUCACCAUUGGCCAGCUCAUUCCUCACCUACAAGGGACGGAUCAGGACAUUCAGACUUACACAAUUGCAGUUAUAAAUGCAUUGUUCCUCAAAGCCCCUGAGGAAAAGAGACAGUUUGAUGAGGAAAAUGUGAGCAUCCUUGAUUGUCCUCUAACAGAGAUGGCUCACAUUCUAGCACAGAAGCAGCUGCGUUCAAUCAUUCUCAGUAAUGUAAUCAGGAGUAACAAACCCAUAAAUGAUGAGAUGGCCCACCAGCUUUAUGUGCUGCAGGUCUUGACCUUUAAUCUCUUGGAGGACCGCAUGAUGACUAAAAUGGACCCGCAAGACCAGGCUCAGAGGGAUAUAAUCUUUGAGCUGCGCAGGAUCGCUUUCGAUGUCGAGUGCGAUUCCAACAACAGUGGCAGCAUUGAGAAGCGCAAAUCUAUGUACACCCGAGACUACAAAAAACUGGGCUUUAUUAAUCAUGUGAACCCUGCGGUGGACUUCACUCAGAUUCCUCCUGGGAUGUUGGCUCUGGAUAACAUGCUCUACUUUGCCAGGCACCAUCAGGAUGCAUAUAUCAGGAUUGUUCUGGAGAACAGCAGUCGAGAGGACAAGCAUGAGUGUCCAUUCGGUCGCAGUAGUAUUGAACUGACAAAGAUGCUGUGUGAGAUUCUCAAAGUGGGAGAACUUCCCAGCGAGAACUGCCAUGACUUCCACCCCAUGUUUUUCACUCACGACCGCUCAUUUGAGGAGUUCUUUUGCAUCUGUAUUCAGCUACUCAACAAAACCUGGAAAGAGAUGAGAGCCACAUCUGAGGACUUCAAUAAGGUGAUGCAGGUGGUGAAGGAACAGAUCACUCGUGCUCUCACCAUCAAGCCUAACUCUCUAGACCAGUUUAAGAGUCGUCUGCAAAAUCUGAGCUACACUGAAAUCCUCAAAUUGCGCCAGUCCGAGAGGAUGAACCAGGAGGACUUCCAAUCCCGGCCCAUCCUGGAGCUUAGGGAGAAAAUCCAGCCAGAGAUCAUGGAGCUGAUUAAACAGCAACGCCUCAAUCGUCUGUGUGAGGGCACCUGCUUCCGGAAGAUCAGCAGCCGAAGGAGACAGGAUAAAUUUUGGUACUGUCGAUUGUCACCUAAUCAUAAAGUCCUGCACUAUGGGGACCUGGAGGAGAGCCCUCAGGGAGAAGUACCCCAUGAUUCCCUUCAGGACAAACUUCCAGUUGCUGAUAUCAAAGCUGUUGUCACUGGUAAAGACUGUCCGCACAUGAAGGAAAAGGGAGCUCUGAAGCAGAACAAGGAGAUUCUGGAGCUGGCCUUCUCUGUCCUCUACGAGUCUGACGAGUAUCUAAACUUCAUUGCCCCUGACAAGCAUGAGUACUGCGUGUGGACAGAUGGGCUAAAUGCACUGCUGGGGAAGGAGAUGACCAGUGAGUUCACUCGCUCAGACAUGGACACCCUCCUCAACAUGGAGAUGAAGCUCCGCCUCCUCGACCUGGAGAACAUUCAGAUUCCUGAAGUUCCACCCCCCAUCCCCAAAGAGCCCAGCAAUUAUGACUUUGUUUAUGACUGCAACUAAUCCCCUUUCACUGGACUGACUGAUAUUUCUUAAAACACAUACUGGAAAAAAGACAAACUUUUUUUUUUUAAAAAAGGACAACUUUCCUGCUUAAACUUGGCUCUCUUGUGCACCUCAUCUCAAUGGAUUUGCUAAACUUAAUGGAUUUAACUUGCAAGGCCUCUGAACCAUCUGGUCUGGUUGAAGAACCAUGACACACAAACUGGUCCUCAGGUCCUAAACCACUCUCAUUUUGUCACAGUCAUCUCCAAACGUCUCUUUAAAUUGUUAUAUUCCUCAAACAGACCACCUGCUCUGGCAUAAAGAUUGCUUCAUGUCAAAAAAUGUCUCAUUGUAUAAUUUCAGGCUGUUUGGAGCGGGAUGCUCUUUGUUGAGUCUGCAGAAAGUCCAACCUUGCACAUGGUGAGCUACCUUCUGAGUUUAGUUCCAGUUCUACUUACACCUGCCUGUACUUUUCAAGUUAACUCCAAGACCUUUAUUGGCUGGUUCAGGUUUGAUUAAAGAUGAAUCUAAGCUCUUCAGGAAACUAGAUCUUCAGGAGCAGGCUUGGUUACCGCUGUUAUUGGCAAUUGGGGCAUGUAGCGCUCAUUGUAAUAUGUUUCUCACUCCAACAAGCGGCAGCUAACAUCAAAGCGGGGUUGGUAGUGCAAGCAAAGUCAAAGUUAGUUCCAAGUAUCUCAUUCAAGCCUUGUAUACUGUAGACUGUUAAAUAGGUAGCUUCAUGCAAGAGGUUACCUCUUUUGUCUUAAACCAUACCUGCUUUGUGCAUACAUUGUUGUCAUUGUCUGACUAUAACGCAGGCGUGUAGAUAAAGCUUCACUCAGCAUUAACAGAUUCAUGGCAGACUGCUGUAACAUUCCAAAGCAAUAUUGAGCUUCUGUUUUGUAAGCUGGUAUAACUUUUGUGAUAUUCAUGACUGCUGCCAAGCAGUCAGUAUUAUACAUUUUUGUGUAAUAAGGAAUUUUUAUUUUUCAGGGCCGUCAAAUUCAUUUGAGCAUUCAUGUUUAAUUUAAUUUAAGAUUGUGGUUAUUAUAAUUGUUAUGAUUUACUUUCCUCCCUUCAGAUGUUUGUUAUAGGUUUAGGAGAGCGACAUCCUGCUGUUUACAUUAAAGAUUGAUUCCAAUUCAG